AUGGACACCCACGAGCCAUCGUCGUCCUCCAGCGACACCCUCCCGUCCGCGCCAUCCCACUCGCGGAGCACCCCGUCGCGCUCCCGGCACUCCUCGCCGCCCCCCGCCCCCCGCAGGGCCCGCAAAGACGCACAGCACGACCGCGACCGCGACCGCGAGUCCGCGUGGGGCAGGUCGAAGCUCCUCUCCCGCCUCCUCACGCGCGAGGAGCGCGACGUCGCCCACGUCCGCACCAUGCUCGCCCUCACCUCCGAGCGGCUCGCGCACGAGACGCGCCGCGCGGACAACGCGGGGGCCCGCAUCGCGGACGCACGGCACAGGAUCCGCACGGCGCGCGACGCGGCGCCGCUUGCACAGGCGGACACUGCGCACGCGCACGAGGGCGUCCGGCUCCACAAGCUGCGUCUGGGCGCAGCGUACGUCCCAUCUCCGUCCCACGCCCAGCGCCUCUGUCUGCCCGAGUGCACCGAGUCGCCUUGGCUCGCGUCCCCUGACGCAAGCCCGCGGUCAACGAGUCCGUUAGAUCGCCUCCGUGAUCGCGAUGGCGACCGCGUCCCGCGUCCUGCUCACCCGCGCGUCGGCGACGUCACCCUGCCGUGUGUACUGAUGCUAUCUCGCAGCCCAACGAUCCCGUUUCCGUGUCUGCCUGCCACCCCGUCGGUGCAGGCACAACACGGCCCAUGUCUCAGGCCAUCGACCAUGCCCAUCGCGCUAGCAACGAUCGCUGGGGAACGCGCCUCGGCCAAGGAGCAGUCGUGUCGGCUGCAGCGCGCUAACGCGACGACCAUGGCGUGUGCCGAGAGCGCGCGCGGGCGACCUGUGACCGAGGCGACGCGCGACGCGCGACGGCCGCCCGCGGACUUUGUGGCUCACGACUCACGUUCCGGGAACGCUGCUAUGGUCCCUUGUCCCUGGGGCGCGCGCAGAGUCCGGAUGUCGAGCGCGAUAGGACCAGGCCACGGGAUGCGCGCUUUGAGGCCGCAGAACGUCGGCUGCGUGACGUCGGACCCCGCAUCGCCAAUCGGAGCAGUGGCUGAGAAGCGUCAGGGACUGGAGACAGCGUCGCGAGCGACACGGAAGAUGCAGUGUGCUGGACCAACGCACGCAGUGACACUCAUAUCGCGAGACGUCCGGGAGGGACGCGAUGUGUACUUUAUAGAGACGCACAACGACGCGAUCACGCAGCACUUGAUGCAGCGUGAGUAUGGUCGGCUGUGCGGGGUGCGCGAUUUGCGCCGCGCGUCGUGGGCGCGGCGGCACGACCAGCUCUUCAUCUUCAGCGGGCCCACGCGCACCGUUGCGACCAAGGCGAACGAGCCUGUGUGGGCGCGCUCCGUCUCGUGGCGCGGUCACGGCCCCAGCGUCAGCGCCUCUGCGUUGCCCAUCUCGCCCAACUCAACGGGCUCCCCACCGGGAAUAUUGAGCCUGGGCUCCGGCGAUGCUGUUAGACCACAUAAGCGCAUUUUCCGUGUGGAGCUGAACGCGCAGACCCACAGCGCGCAGGCAUAUUUUUUGAGUCAGAGCCACUGCGAGAGUCAGCCUGAGCCCGCACGCGCGCCUGCACCCGUAGCGCAGGCCGCUGGUCGAACGCCGGUGUCCUCUUGA
Molecule: messenger RNA, 1605 nt
Organism: Postia placenta MAD-698-R-SB12
Lineage: Eukaryota; Fungi; Basidiomycota; Agaricomycetes; Polyporales; Adustoporiaceae
Exons: 6
Coding region: 1-1605 (534 amino acids)
Source: RefSeq, a predicted model, not a curated record